Messenger RNA from Doryrhamphus excisus (bluestripe pipefish), 2274 nucleotides. It is a transcript of the gene sack1e, whose product is annotated as family with sequence similarity 83 member E. The record is from RefSeq and is a predicted model, not a curated record. Lineage: Eukaryota; Metazoa; Chordata; Actinopteri; Syngnathiformes; Syngnathidae. Gene Ontology annotation, biological process: signal transduction. Gene Ontology annotation, molecular function: protein kinase binding.
AGAUGACAAGAAAGGGUGGGAACGAGUCAAGUCAGAGUUGUGGUGUCAAACCGGAGCCACAGAAAUGUGACAAGCAGCAUUGGCGUCUAAGAGUGUUUCGUUGUUGUCUUUUUGGAUUUCUGUGUGAAGGUCAACAUGAGCUGUGGACGACAAGUCGGAUCAUUUUCCGCUCAACCUUUUCGUCAACGUGGGGGUACUUAAGGCCGCUUUGUGAAAUCGAUGGAAGACAUGAUACUAGUUUCGAAUAACACCAGCUGAGAGUUGGCGAUCGAUCACCGUGGCUGCAGCCAUGCUGGGCUCUCAGAAGGCCAGCCUGGAUGAGAAUGCCGUCUUCUUGCAGGUAAACCCAUCCUCUCCGGAGUUCCUAUACUCCGAGUUGGAACGGCAGUCGGUGGAGAAGCUCCUCAAUGAAGGUCCCAAAGCUUUCUAUUAUUCUGUCGGUGCCGAGCUUUUUGGUUCCUUCCUCUCUCCUGAUGAGGUCGAAGAGAUCACUGGUUGGGUUCAGGACUUUCAUUUUAACCCGUUACCAAAAGAGGAGAACGAAAAAAGCAACCCAGACACCAUGGACCUCACAUCCUCCUACUUUCCCUCCUAUUCGGAUGCACCCGCUCCGGGUUUGGAGCUGGGCUGGCCGGAGGCGCCUUGGGUGCGCAUGGAAAAUGUUGCAGUUUAUACAAAUCCUCCUGCUGAAGGAGAACCUCCCAUUAGAUCGGUCAUCAGAAGGCAUCUGCAGAAGGCCAGCCAAGUAAUUGCCAUUGUGACGGACAGGCUGACAGAUGCUACUAUAAUUGGAGAUUUACACAAUGCUGCCUCCAGGGGCGUCCCGGUCUACAUCAUCCUCAACAAAAGGACCAUUGAGGAAAAGUACACGCUUCACAGGCUGGGGCAUCCGAACAUCCGUGUUCGUCUUCUUGGAGGUAAAAGCUUCUGUUCCAGGAGAGGAAAAAUGGUGGAGGGUGAGUUAAAAGACAAGUUCCUUCUGGUGGAUUUAGAGACAGUACUUCACGGCAGCUACAGCCUCACAUGGACUGACGCUCACUUACACCGACAACUCAUCACUGUCGUCAACGGCGCAGCCGUCGACACCUUUGACAAAGAGUUCAGGACCCUCUUUGCUGCCUCUGCACCUGUACCGAACCUGUGGGAGUUUGCCGCUCCCCGCUUGGAAAUUCCUCAGCAGCGAGUAGACUUCUCAGACCCCAGCCCACCGAGACAUUUUCACAUGAAAUACGAGAUCCAAAACCCUCCUUCACCGCCGAUGGACACCCCGCUGGACUGGGAAGCCAUGGGUGUCUACCCCAGAGAUAGAUUACCAGACAGUCCUCUUGAGACCAAAGAGGGACAAUUCCUUGUGUCCAAGGAAUCGGUCUUGCAGACAGACAUGCAGAUUGACAGAUUGACACCUGUUACAGACUCUUUUAUUCAUAAUGGAUACAAGCCUGUGACAACAAAAAGGACAUGGGAAAGUUCUCCAGUGACAAGCAAUAUGCCAGAAAACUCAAAGACUUCCAAAAAUGAACACAUAACUUUAUCCAGUUGGAGAGACCAUCAGAUAGAACAACACGCAUCCCGGCAGUUCUCCAAAGAAAAGCUCAACAAUGCGGACGACAGAACACCAACAAGGUUUGAAGACAAAGAUGGCGACUGGAGGCGAAAUCAGUUAUUUUCCUCUUUGAAUUAUAAACGGCGCUCACGGUAUGAGACCAACGUGAGGGAGGAGAACAACACAGAUGACGACAUCAGGGCCAGUAUAGAAAACAAAGCCUCCUCCAGAAAACCUUUAAUUCUGAGGGUCCCUCAGUCUGAGAGCUUCAACUCCCUGGAUGAUCUCAUGAAGAGGUUCAGGCCUCAGCACAACAAAGCAGAACUCCUCAGAAGAGGAUCUAAGACCACCAUGUCCGAAAUGACGCACUCCAUGAUGGAUCUCCGUGUGGAUGCACCCGGUGCUGAAAGAGUUAAGGAUGACAGAAGACUAUCACUUAAUACCAACCAGAAUUUCGACCCGGACCAGAUGACACCAGGAUUAAUGCUGAUGAAGAGGAGGAACAAUGUCGUAAAAUCCGCCUUACAAAGGAUUCCACAGACGUUUCAACCUAGAGAGCGACCUCGCAGCUUCGCCCUGGAUCUGACCUGGAAGCCUCUGAGGGAGACAAAGGGCGAGGAGGAAGAAUGAGCAGAAGAAAAACUGGAAAACCUCGAGAUGUUACCUCUGUAGUGUUAUACACCCAAACUAGCAAAUACUGACUGGGACUCCAAUAAACAGUCUUGUGUGAA